This is a messenger RNA of Pseudo-nitzschia multistriata, 2780 nucleotides long. The record is from the annotation of a GenBank genome assembly. NCBI's taxonomy places the organism in Eukaryota, Bacillariophyta, Bacillariophyceae, Bacillariales, Bacillariaceae.
CUUUUGUAUUACAGUACCUGGUACCGUACUGUACAGUGAAACUAACAGCACGAUAGGGGAAUCUCGAAUAGACAUUGACCAAAACGCGCUAGUUUGACCUUUAAUACCGAUAAUACAAACUGUUGCUCGUAACCAUACAGAAAGGAAAGGAAAUUCCAGAACAAUGUUGUACUCGGCAGCUAUGGCAGUCGCUCGAGUAGGAACGCUGCUGCUUGUUUUAAAUCAGGCCUCGUCGUUUGUUCCCAAGACCCCACUCCGGAAGUCUACAGUUUUAAAACCUACUAGGAUGUAUAUCUCUGGUCGUUGUUCGAACCAUAGCCAGAUUCGUCAUCAACAGCUGCGUGCAGCUAGCGCAGGAUCUUAUGAUGACAUGGAGUCGGAAGUGUUGAUUGAGAGACAAGACGAAGACGAAGAGCAAUCUUUCAUGGAAGAGAUUGGUGAGGAAACAAGUGAACAAAACGAGAAAACUUUUUCCGAAGAAGAAGAUCAGGAACAGUUACUAAUCGACGAGAGUCACAUGCGGCUCGCCAUCGAAUACGCCAAAUCCCAAACAGCGGGUAACAACAGUGCCUAUCCGAUGCCGACUGUUGGGUGCGCGAUAAUCGCCUCGGACGGGCAAGUUUUAGGUCUGGGUUGCUCCUCAUACAAGAACGAUGCCAUCCAAGAUGCACUGGAACAGACAGGGCUAGAUGUUAUGCCAUUGCGAGAGUGGUGUGUCACGUGGCCCGCCCAAGCGGCGGCCUGCUGGAAACUCCGUGACGAUUUGGCUUCGGCCACCCUAUACGUAACCCUAGAACCCCUUGCAAGCCGCCGGGGAGAAACUUUGCCACCAUUGACACAGCUCAUCGAGCUAAGUGGUGUCUCACGGGUUGUCAUUGGCACACCAGAUCCUGUCCCAGAACGAGCAGGAAUGGUAAGCUGAAAAAAAAAACAGCAAAAAGCGUUGUGUUUGCAAUCCCAAUUCAAAAAGGCCCAGGGAUUAUUGGUGUCAAAAAGGCACCCCUUAUAUAGAUUAGACGGUUCGAUUACAACAGUUCUCAUAAUGUUCGCGCCUUUUUCUCACUUCAUUCUCACCUUUCGCAUCUUCUGUGUUUUCUUCAUCUCUCCUCAGGGCUCCCAGAGCCUCCAUCGGCAAUCGGGACUCGAUGUUUCCAUGGGUAGCGUCCUCGAAUCCGAGUGCAGGGAGCUUGUGGAACCCUAUGCUGAGCGGACCAAUUCGAAGCUUCAGAUCUUGGCUCGUAAACACCGGGCGCGCACUGGACGCCCUCAUGGAUUGCUGCAUUGUAGUGUUGUCGAUAGUGACGACAUUGAGGCUUUUGCUCAGCUCGGAAACGCCUUCGGAAAAUUAUCUGGAGGGCAAACCCUUUCAUUUCGCGAUUUUGGGAGCUACGAAAUGGCACCCCCACCCGAACAAAUUUGGGCAGAGGGUGAAGGUGAGGAGGAAGAAAAUCUUUUUCCGGAACUGGAGGUUGAAGACGACAUCCAGGUUGAUGGCGAUGACGAUGAUAUUGACUCCUUUUUCCGGGAUAGUGCAGAAACAAAGCGAUCUAAUAGUGGCAACGUAAUCAUGCCAUGGUAUUCACAAGUCGACGCUGUAAUUGGAACUUUUCCUCGGGAGGGCAACAAUGGUAUGUAUCAUUAUAAAAUUUCGUUUGUACAUGUGCUACAAUUUAUGUUUCGUUUCGGGUUCGACGUUAUGUCCCACAACGACGAAAUGGCUGAAAUAUUUGCUAUAUUUGCUUGAUUUUGAUUUACUUUGAAUGUAAUGAUUUAUAGGUCCCAUGAAGGAGAAUAAUACUAUCAAGUCUAGGCUAAACGGCUUGAAAUGGCUCUCGACCUUUGGAAGGGAACUCCCACCGGGUGUCGAGCGGAUCCUGGUUCUAGACGCUACCGAUUUGGAGAAUCUACCUUUAUCCAAUGACGAUCCAAACCUUCCUGAUGGUGUAGAUGUUGAGCAAUUCUGGAGGGGCACUGGUCGCAAACCUACUAGAGUAUUGUUACGAAAAGGACGAAGUUCUCAGGCCGAAGGCGCAGCGCGGGCCGCCGCCGUCGCAGCGGAGGCUGCUGCCAAGGCUGCUUUGGCCACCAAAGAAGCCAUCGAGACGGGUGAGGCUGAGAGUGCGGCAGAAGCAGCCAUGGAAUACCAUAGUGCGGCCCUGAAAGCCACGGAGAUGAUUCAGGAAGAACUAUCCAAAACGCUAGAACGCAAACAACAACUACAGUCAUUUGGAGUCGUUGUCGAAACUUUGAAUGGUCGGAACCCGAUCGAUGUGAUGGAGCAUCUAGGGAAGCGAAAUGGUUAUGGGUCAGUAGUUUGGAGGGCUGGCUGCUGGGGCCAACGAGGUGUUCAGUCUAUCCUUGAUGGAGCCUUCCAGUCAGUUUCUGCUCAUCUCGCGGUCGAUGCCAAUGGUGGUCGAUUUUGGCAGCAGAUGCUUGCGGAACGUGCCGUUCAAGGCGCCUGCGGCCCGGAAAGUCGCGUCAAGGUCUUUUGCUCAGAUGACGAUGUCUCUCUCGAGUUUUGUGACUCGCCCAACGCUGAUGGAGAUUGUGUCCUCACAAAAGAUGGUAGGCCUGUUCGGCAUGUACGACUGGACUGCCGCGUAGCACUAGUCGAUCGGGAGCGGUCUCGGGAGUUCGUCAUUGCCCCCACAAAACGACUCGAUAGAAAGGUUAUCGAAGAGGAAGCUCCGUGGUUUCUCUAGACGAUCGCCCCCAUUUCAUCGUGAACAAGAACUCAAAAAAUUAAUGUCAAACCCAAAGAAUUAAUCACCUUCUUGAAC